AGCUUUGACGUUACAACCAAGGUCACGUGAUGCUUUAUCCCACGUGACCUACGAGGAGGCGUCGUUUCUGUCGUUUCUUCAUAGAAGUAAACUCUGGUAAACUUGGGAACAGGAGUCAAUACGCGACAAAUACUCAGUUUAUGCACCGGACGUUCUAUGUAUCGCUUCAAGAGCUCCAAGUACAAAAAUGCCACUCCUAAGGUGCCAAAGAAAGGCGAGGGUUGGGUUCUCGACAUAUCUGUCGGCGCACCGCAGUCAUUCGGGAACCACAUAAAGGCUAGCGCUUUGCACAAGGUCUUCAGUGUUGACAACCGAGGAGGUGGAAGCCUCGGCGUCUUGCCGCUGGAUGACACGGGGAAAAAGAGCAAGAACUGCCCGUUACUUCACGCACAUUCCGAAUUCAUAACUGACUUUGAAUUUUGUCCGUACGAUGACGGCCUCCUGGCUACCUGCUCCCACGACGCCACUAUCAAAAUCUGGAGGAUUCCGGAUGGCGGUGUUGUGCCCAAUGUGCCCCACAAUCCCGAACUUGUGCUUCAACCUGGCAAGGCUCGCAUUGAGAACUUGUCGUUUAAUCCAGCUGUGGACUGCCUCCUGGCUGCAGCCACGGACAGUGCUCUGCAGAUCUGGGACCUAGUCAACCAGUCGGAGCUUGGCACCGAUUUGAAACACGAUGAGCUAGUACAGAGCUUGAGCUGGCGAGGUGAUGGCAACCAACUUGUGAGCUCGGGCAGAGACAAGAAGCUGAGAGUGUGGGACCCCAGGACACCAAGCAAUUCAAUGCAGGCACCUGGCCAUGCGAACAAUCGGGACUCCAGGGUACUCUGGUUGGGAAACACCGACUACAUCCUUUCAACUGGUUUGGGCAGUGCGAGGGAGCGUGAGGUGUGCCUUCGAGAUGUCCGCAGGUUCGACAUUCCCUGCACCAGUUGGUCGGGUGACAGUGCCAUGGGUGUUUACAUACCCCUCUUUGACCCAGACACCAACAUGCUGUUCCUGGCUGCUAAGGGUGACACUACUGUCAACUUUUGGGAAGUGACAUUCAAGGAGCCCUUCCUGAGCGAAGCAUCCAAGUACAUGGGUGAAGUGCAGACUAAAGGAGUGGGCCUAGUGCCCAAGCGUGCCCUGAAGGUGAUGGAUGGCGAAGUGAACAGAGUGCUCAUCCUGGGCCAGGACUGCAUUGUGCCCAUCCCCUACCUGGUGCCCCGCAAGACCUACAGGGACUUCCAUGCAGAUGUCUUUCCGGACACACAAGCACCAUCCCCCGCUACAACUGUGCCUGACUGGCUGUCUAAGAUCGCCUGUAAGCCCGUUCCCAGGGUGAGCUUGGACCCUGCCCGGAGGCCCAAGGAGGGUCUGGUGUGCACAGGACACAAGCUGGGGUCUGGCCCCACAUUUCUGGCUGCUGCAUCUCGGGAGAAAGACAUCAACCUGGUGCCAGCCGAGUACUCGAGUGAAGAUUUUGGUGACAAGAUCCUUCCAGAAAAGCCGAUUCCAGCUCCUAAGCCGGCUCCACGGACCAAAGUGAGCCGUUGGGAAGACCCCUCGGCCAGCACUAACGGCCUCAACGGGGACACUCCCACGUUCCUGCAUAAAACGGAACCUCGAACACGCUCAUCUAUGGCCUUCAGCACGGGGCCCUCCGCAGCCCCCAGGAGCACCCGUCGACAGCCAUCUCGUAAUGAGGGACGUGGCUUCAAAGUGCGAGUUUCCAAGUACCGGCACCUGAAUGGCUCAGUGGGCAGCCGGGACACUCAGAUCACCAACCUGCCACCCAUGUGUAAGACACUGCCUGGCGAGAGUGAAGGCUUCCGCGCCAACACCGAGCGCCUUGCCCUGCCCUUGGCUAUCUCGGGUGGCCAUCUGGCAAUCCUGGAGCUGUCCAAGAGAGGCCGUCUACAAUCUGGAGUUGUUCCCAGCCUCAUCUGCGGGACCAGCAUCAUGGACUUUGCCUGGGACCCCUUUAAUAACAGACGCAUUGCCAUAGCAUGUGAUGAUGGUCGAGUUCGUGUGUGGACUGUUCCCGAGGGCGGCCUGCAUGAGAGCCUGACAGAGCCGGACUUUGAGCUGAAGGGCCACACUGAAAAAGUCCACUUCGUGAAAUUCCAUCCGACAGCUGCUGGUGUGCUGGCCUCGGGAUCCCAUGACCUGACCGUGAUCAUCUGGGACAUGGAGACUUGCGAGUGCAAGAUUUGCCUCCAAGGACAUACUGACCAGAUUUUCAGUUUGGCAUGGGAUCCAGAUGGUGUCUUGUUGGCCACCUUGUGCAAAGACCAGAAGCUGCGAGUGUACGACCCUCGGAGGAGUGAGCUACCUGUGCGGGAGGGCCUGGGACCCACGGGCACUCGUGGAGCUCGAGUCACCUGGGUGCUUGGAGGGAGCCACCUGGUGACCACGGGCUUUAACAAAGUCUCUGAACGGCAAGUGAGCCUUUAUGACAUCAAGUCGCUCUCUGCCCCCCUGACAACAGAGGGCAUCGAUGUCAGUCCAGCCAUACUGAUCCCCUUCUAUGACGAGGACAGCUCAACACUGUUUCUCUCUGGAAAGGGUGACUCGACCAUCUUUGCCUUUGAGGUUGCCCUAGAUGCACCCUACUUGUUCCCCCUGUCGCACUACAAGUGCCCCGGGGGGCCCCACCAGGCGGUGGCCUUUCUGCCCAAGCUGGCCUGCAGUGCGGCUGAGGUAGAGUUUGCUUGUGCCUUCAGGCUGACCACAACCAGCGUGGAGCCACUGUCAUUCAGAGUGCCAAGGCUGCGGUCCGAGCUGUUCCAGGAUGACCUGUUUCCCGACACACGUGUCACCUGGCAACCAGCCCUGACAAGCGAGGAGUGGUUUGCGGGCGUGACAAGAGCACCGAAAUAUGUCAGCAUGCGUCCUCCAGAUAUGGAAUGCUUGUCUGAGGCUCCGGAAGUGCGUCCUCCGGCUCCGCAUGUUCCCAGGCUGCCACAGGACGUCAGUCUGGACUUUGAAGGAGACCUGACUCUCUCCAGCUCCGUCAUCGAGAGCAACAGGGAGAAAGAGGAACAGAUUAUAAAUUCCAUGAAGUCCAAGAUAACCAACCAUCAUGACGUCCUCCCACAGGAUAUGUUUGAGGGUGUGGAUCCAAAGGAAUGGGACGAAGACGAGUGAACUGCAGAGGCAGAACGAGAGCCCACCUCACUUUGCACAAUCGGCUUUGGGAGAGAGUGCCAAGUUGAAGCAUCAAGAGAAAAUUAUGUCUAAGUUAUUGCAAUGUAUUCAACAUAGUUUCACUUGAACUCUUGUAAAUUGUCUCCACUCUUGCUUCCCAAGAAAACUGCCUGAAAAGUAUCAUUAGCACUGCUUGUGUGAGCUUUGUUUGACUAGUAGAAAGAUUGUGGUGAAGCCGCCAUUGCAGCCAGAGUCCUUUUUCUCCUCCUGAAAAUGUCAUUUUAUGAGCAGGCAUACCUUAUUGUCUUGCUUAUAUUUUAAACCUUCUCUCAUUUUAGUUUAGUGGUGGAAAAUGUGUACUCUUCUAUUUUAGUUUAGGCUAAGAGUAAUGUAUUAAAGAAAUAAACAAAUUUGAUAAGAUGAUGAUUGAAAUGACACUGAUCUGGAAGCUUAAUACUCAUGGAGGAAGGGCUUGGUCACCAUUUCCAGGUGUUGCAUACCGUGUGUUUCUUGCUCACGGUAACAUUUUUUGUGUAAUGUUCUUGUUUCCUUGAACUGAAUGUGCACCAUUGUGAUUACAAGCAUGACAUGAUUUGUACCACACGCACUAGCACUGUCAAGGCAAAGCAUAUACUUAUUAAGGCUGUAUGACUGCUUAACUAGUCAAACUAAUACCUGAAGUCUGCAAUUUACCGAGGCUGGUGUAUAUUCCGAAAUGACCUGUCUGCAGGCAACGGAAUGCUUGGUAUCAUCCCAACACAACUAUUAAAGAUUUUUUGAAAGCUUUCUUUUAAACUGCUUUGGGUAAUUCUUUUCCUUUCAGUGCUGUGUUGUCCUCAAAAUAAUAAACUGAGAAAGGACUACAUUAUACUAACCGUGGUAUAUGCAAUGUACCCUUACACUUUCAUCAGUCCAAGCUGUGUGCUUUGUUUGCGGUUCAGGCAUUGUGCGAACAAGUUCAAGUGUGAUGCACAACACAACAUACAGAAAAUUUUUAGAUGCGAAGUAUCUCUUGCUCGGGGGUAUGUCCCGCGGCGUGGGCGUCCGCACUCACUAUGCAUGCACAACUCUCCUCCUUCCCUCUCUCCAACAGCUGCGCGUUACCCUCUCCACUUCUCUCCCAGCAGCUGCUUGCGCUUCUCCUGCGUUCUCGCUUCUGCUCUCGCGGCGCAUGCGCUACUCUCCUCCUCUAGUCUCCUCUCCUUCAAGCGAGCAGAGCGCUGCGCGCGUUGUCCAGCGCUUGCUUCGGUUGACUCCUCUGAAAUGCCGGCUCCAGAGACCGAAAUUCUCUCCUGCGCAACGCCGCGAUGAGUGCCAGCGCAUGCGUGUCCCCUCCCCCUCUCUCUCCUCUCCUACGCUGCCUCCCCUCUCAUGCGCCUGUAGACCGUGUUCCCCGCUCGCCCUCUGAGAAUUAACGGCCAGGCUAGAGGGAAGACACGAUGCGCGUAGUGUUCCUCUUCGCGUUCCAUGACGCAAGGUCGGUAGCAUGCCCAGCGAACGCCAACGGAACACGAUCGUGCAAGUGCUCCGGCUUCGCAUCGCCUCAUGGUCCCCUUUAGCGGAAGAUGGUGUAAUUUUUUUUUGCUUCCUUCAUUCCCAAGUCACUGAAUACAUGUCCAUGGCCGAAUACCUUUUAACCCUUUCAAGGUCAAAGACGUACAUGUACGUCAUCCUUUGUAUUUUAAAAAAAAUGCGCCUUUUUCGAUCAUUUUUCUUGCUUGACGUGUGCUGCCACGUUGUAGGAAUACAUAGAAUUUUUUUGUUGCGCCGAUGUGUCUCCAUUCUUUUUAUGCUUUACUACAGCGGUGCACCGGAUAGUUUGUUUCAUUCUUCGGCCAUUUCCCGCUUGUUACGCCCGCAAAACUGAUGGCUUUCUGGUUUAAAAUCUUUCAUAAGGUGACUGAUUUGUUACUAUUUCAUUUAUUGCUCUUUGGUACGCGAUUACGCCUGUUUCCGUGCAGGCGCCGAGUGACACAAACGAUGCCGCUGUGGUUGCGUUUCCUGUUUCGGGGACCCACAAAAACCGCUUCUGUCUUGUUAGCGAUAAGACGAAGGAUUAUUAUAGGUUUCGGACUUUUUUUCGCUUUCCGGACGCACUCACAACUACACAGUUUUCUUCAGUGCGCUCACCCAUGCAGUUUCCUUGUGCUAUGGAAGUGUGCAUUGGUGAAUGUGCUGCAAGUGAGCAGUGGCGAUUCCUCCAAAUUGCCGCUCGACUGGCGAAUCGGCAUCUGAUUCAGUAAAUGUCAGCCCGUCAUACGAGACUUUACUUACUAGUUAAAACUCGGAUGUUGAUGAGUGAGCGACAUUUCAAAAGCGCGUGCAGCGAGAUGAUGCUGUCUGGAUCAAAAGUGACUUUUCUCCCUCUGUGUUUCCACCUGACGCCACUUCACGCACUUAUUUUUGUACGUCUGUGAACUACACAGCCGUUUAUUGCAACGCAUAAUUUUUUAACGGUCGUAUGGGUUUUUUUAGAAUUUAUCUUGCUGUUACUCAUGAAUAAACCAUGUGUAUGUA
Molecule: messenger RNA, 5646 nt
Organism: Rhipicephalus sanguineus (brown dog tick)
Lineage: Eukaryota; Metazoa; Arthropoda; Arachnida; Ixodida; Ixodidae
Product: coronin-7
Exons: 25
Coding region: 157-3129 (990 amino acids)
Molecular function (GO): protein binding
Source: RefSeq, a predicted model, not a curated record